ACGUCCUCCUUUAAUAAUUUUACGUAGAAGAAUAUCAACGUGUCCUAUAAUGUACAACGAAUGCGGAACAACACAAGGCGGCUCAAAACACAAAAUAAUCUAUAAGCCUUAUACGAAACCUUGUUACAUGGAUCACGAUCACAAAAAUAUGACGCUGAAGAGGCCAAUGUCGCCGCAUUUGACAAUCUAUGGACCAACAUUGCCUGCAAUGACGUCCAUAACACAGCGGAUAACUGGUACGAUUGUCACGUUUUACGCGGUCAUGAUGGCUGGAGGUGCCCUGUUUAUGCCCUGUGGUAUUGACUCCUACGUCGCCCUAAUUCAGAGCCUCAAUUUGCCGGACGCACUUGUAAUAAUUAUCAAGUUCUUUCUAGGUUUACCGUUCUCCUAUCAUUACUUCAUAGGUAUACGUUAUGUGCUUUUCAAUAUGGCCAAAUUCAUGGUUUUAAAAGAAGCAUAUCAAUCUGCUUACAUAGCGUUAGUGACGUCAGUUGCCACAUCGGCGGCGUUCGCUGUGCUUUUCUAAAUUAACGCCUGGCAGUUAUUAACCUUGCCUUGUGUACAUUUAAUUCCGCUGUAUAGAAUAAAUGUUAAGCAAAAGCAAGGUUCGAACAUAUUCGGGUGUCGUCUCAUUAAAGAAGGACAUUCACCGAACGCCACAUGCUGAAUUUAAAAC
Molecule: messenger RNA, 676 nt
Organism: Hyposmocoma kahamanoa
Lineage: Eukaryota; Metazoa; Arthropoda; Insecta; Lepidoptera; Cosmopterigidae
Product: succinate dehydrogenase cytochrome b560 subunit, mitochondrial-like
Exons: 2
Coding region: 50-526 (158 amino acids)
Biological process (GO): mitochondrial electron transport, succinate to ubiquinone; tricarboxylic acid cycle
Cellular component (GO): membrane
Molecular function (GO): succinate dehydrogenase activity; electron transfer activity
Source: RefSeq, a predicted model, not a curated record